Xenopus tropicalis (tropical clawed frog) is the source of this 1094-nucleotide messenger RNA. RefSeq names its product RAB11A, member RAS oncogene family (gene rab11a). Bases 51 to 701 code for a protein of 216 amino acids. NCBI's taxonomy places the organism in Eukaryota, Metazoa, Chordata, Amphibia, Anura, Pipidae. The transcript has 5 exons. The record is from RefSeq and is marked provisional. Gene Ontology annotation, molecular function: GTPase activity; GTP binding; G protein activity. Gene Ontology annotation, cellular component: phagocytic vesicle membrane; recycling endosome; recycling endosome membrane.
ACGGUUGCUGCUGUUAGCCGCACAUCGCGAACGUCAGAAGUACCGCGAGGAUGGGUACCAGGGACGACGAAUACGAUUAUCUGUUUAAAGUGGUUCUGAUCGGAGACUCCGGUGUGGGGAAGAGUAAUCUCUUGUCCAGAUUCACACGCAAUGAGUUUAACCUGGAGAGUAAGAGCACCAUCGGGGUGGAAUUUGCUACAAGAAGCAUCCAGGUGGAUGGCAAAACCAUUAAAGCUCAGAUCUGGGACACAGCUGGACAGGAGCGAUACCGGGCCAUCACUUCAGCGUAUUACCGAGGAGCUGUGGGGGCACUGCUGGUGUAUGACAUUGCCAAGCACUUGACCUAUGAGAAUGUGGAACGAUGGCUAAAGGAAUUAAGGGACCACGCAGACAAUAAAAUAGUUAUCAUGUUGGUGGGCAACAAGAGUGACCUGCGACACUUGAGGGCUGUACCAACUGAUGAAGCCCGUGCAUUUGCAGAAAAGAAUGGGUUGUCCUUUAUAGAAACCUCUGCACUGGAUUCAACAAAUGUGGAAGCUGCUUUCCAGACUAUACUCACAGAGAUCUACCGCAUUGUGUCCCAGACGCAGAUGUCAGACAGACGUGAGAAUGACAUGUCCCCAAGUAACAAUGUGGUCCCCAUCCACGUGCCCCCCACCACUGAAAAUAAACCAAAGAUGCAAUGCUGUCAGAACAUCUAAUGGCUGCUGCCUGCGCUCUGCCGGCCUCUGUAUAUUCCCACGUCCUGCCCUGGACUCUUUUGGAAUUCUUUUUUUUUGUUUUUUUUUUGUUAAUAUAUAUAUAUUUUUGUUUUGUGUGUACGUGUUUAAGAACUUUAAUUUUACUAUUCCAUCUGGAUUUUUACUUGUCUUAAAUUCUUAUGAUUUUCUGUAUUAAAGAAAUGAUCUCUUUCUCACCCUCUUUCACUGAGCCUGAUUGUGCCCGGCCGCCUUUUCUAUCUCUUACUCCCCCGCCCAUCUUUCUGCCUCUGAAGCCAAUGAUUCCGUGAUUCCAAGCCUAGCCCUCCCAUUCACUCACACGUGUAUAAAAUAUGAAAUAAAAGCAUGUUGCCUUCUGGAGGCCUUCUCUCCUCA